Molecule: messenger RNA, 1202 nt
Organism: [Torrubiella] hemipterigena
Lineage: Eukaryota; Fungi; Ascomycota; Sordariomycetes; Hypocreales; Clavicipitaceae
Source: the annotation of a GenBank genome assembly
GCUGUUGCCCCUCCGUAAAAAGGGUCUUUUCCCCCAACCGUCGGCGGCAGCGAUGCUUUUGUAGAAGCUGAUCUCCCAAAUUCACGUCCAUCAACACCGGAAUGCUCGCCACUGUAGUAAAGGCCGACCCGGCGCCGGUGGGCGACAUUAGGCUUCAAGAGACGUCUCUAUACACACAUCCCCGCCUCUGCGCCAGCGUCGAUCCGAUCAAAGGCCGUCUAUUUCGAGCAUCGUCACCGAUUUCCAAGGGUUCAAUUGUCCUGGUUGACCGAUCAUACUCCACGAUACCGUCUGCCGAUCCGCACAACCCAGAUGCACUUGUCUGCAGCAAUGCGACGUGCUCUCGACGCAUAACCAAGACCCAGGCAGCUGUUGUACAAUGCGCCAACUUGUGCUUUGAGCAUGUCGCGUGGUGCAACACCGUGUGCCAGUCGGCGGAUGCUCAGCGCCAUGACCUAGAGUGCCAAUGGCUGAGAACGCAUAGCAAAAAGCUACGAAGCGAAGAGGGCGACUACGAGUUUAUAACGAUAUGGCACAUUGUGCGCAUUCUUGCGACAAGAUGCUUGGACGUCAUUGCUGGCCAGCUCGAAGACUGGGACGCCGUCGACCAGUGCUGUGCAUACCUCGACUCGUGGCCAGAGGGGCAAGUUAUACUCUGGAAGCGCUUAGUAGCUCAGUACUUGAACAAGGAUGCACUGGAUUGUACAUUGACGCCAGAGGAGGUGCUAUCGCUACUUGUCAAGGAGGAGACCAACACGUUUAGCUUGUAUCCGUCCAUGACAGGACCACUGGAAGCAGGCGAAAACAGACCAUUGCGCGGAACGCCAUACGGUAUCGGCAUAUUUCCGAGAGCGGCAAGAUUUAACCACUCUUGCACUCCAAAUGUGUCCCACAAGCCCGAUCUGCACAACCGGAUGGUUUUUACGGCGGCAAGGGAUAUAGCAACCGGCGAAGAAUGUUUUAUUACGUAUUUCGAUCUCGUUGGGAAACAGACCGUUACAGAGCGACAGAAUUGGACAAGGGAUAACUUUCGGUUUGCGUGCACAUGCUCGCGAUGCGAAGAGGAGCUGGCUGUUGAAAAUAUGAGUCGUCUGGACGCGCUGCCUUUUGGAGACUUUUAAACGUGCAUUUUUUUGGAGUUUUUUUUGGGGAGGCAUAUUAUAUAGCAUUUACUUGGAGUUUAAUUGGGAACCUUUUUUUUU